Molecule: messenger RNA, 1440 nt
Organism: Procambarus clarkii (red swamp crayfish)
Lineage: Eukaryota; Metazoa; Arthropoda; Malacostraca; Decapoda; Cambaridae
Source: RefSeq, a predicted model, not a curated record
AUGAAGCUUAACAAAGCACCAAUAAAGCUUAACAAGGCACCCAUAAAGCUUAACAAAGCACCCAUAAAGCUUAACAAAGCACCCAUAAAGCUUAACAAAGCACCCAUAAAGCCUAACAAAGCACCCAUAAAGCUGAACAAAGCACCCAUAAAGCCUAACAAAGAACCCAUAAAGCCUCAUAAAGCCCCCAUAAAGCCUAACAAAGCACCCAUAAAGCCUCACAACGCUCCCAUAAAGUCUCACAAAGCACCCAUAAAGCCUCACAAAGCACCCAUAAAGCUUAACAAAGCACCCAUAAACCUUAACAUAGCACCCAUAAAGCCUCACAAAGCACCCAUAAAGCUUCAGAAAGCACCCAUAAAGACUAACAAAGCACCCAUAAAGCCUCACAAAGCACCCAUAAAGCUUAACAAAGCACCCAUAAAGCCUAACAAAGCACCCAUAAAGCCUCAAAAAGCACCCAUAAAGCUUAACAAAGCACCCAUAAAGCUUCAUGGAGCACCCAUAAAGCUUCAGAAAGCACCCAUAAAGCUUCAGAAAGCACCCAUAAAGCUUCAGAAAGCACCCAUAAAGCUUAACAGAGCACCCAUAAAGCUUCACGGAGCACCCAUAAAGCUUCAGAAAGCACCCAUAAAGCUUCACAAAGCACCCAUAAAGCUUCACAGAGCACCCAAAAAGCUUCACAGAGCACCCAUAAAGCUUCACGGAGCACCCAUAAAGCUUCACAAAGCACCCAUAAAGCUCAACAAAGCACCCAUAAAGCUUCACGGAGCACCCAUAAAGCUUUACAAAGCACCCAUAGAGCUUCACAAAGCACCCAUAAAGCUUCACAAAGCACCCAUAAAGCUUCACAAAGGCCCCAUAAAGCUUCACAAAGCACCCAUAAAGCUUCACACAGCACCCAUAAAGCUUCACAAAGCACCCAUAAAGCUUCACAAAGCACCCGUAAAGCUUCACAAAGCACCCAUAAAGCUUCACAAAGCACCCAUAAAGCUUCACAAAGCACCCAUAAAGCUUCACAAAGCACCCAUGAAGCUUCACAAAGCACCCAUAAAGCUUCACAAAGCACCCAUAAAGCUUCACAAAGCACCCAUAAAGCUUCACAAAGCACUCAUAAAGCUUCACAAAGCCCCCAUAAAGCUUCACAAAGCACCCAUAAAGCUUCACAAAGCACCCAUGAAGCUUCACAAAGUCCCCAUAAAGCUUCACAAAGCCCCCCUAGAGCUUCACAAACCCCCCCAUAAAGCUUCAAAAAUCACCCAAAAAGCUUCACAAAGCACCCAUAAAGCUUCACAAAGCACCCAUAAAGCUUCACAACACACCCAUAAAGCUUCACAACACACCCAUAAAACUUCACAAAGCCUUCAUAAUGCUUCAAAAAUUACCCGAAAAGCUUUACAAAGCCCCAAUAAAGCUUCACAAAGCACCCAUAAAGCUUAA